GCACCUAUUGGUGGUGUUCUUAUAAUUUCUUCUUUCAAGUUCUUGGCACCUAUUGGUGAUGUUCUUGGAACUUCUUUUUUUAGAUCUUGGUAUAUCUGGAACAUAUUAUUUGUUCUAUUUUCAUGUGAAUAUAUUACUCUUGGUAUAUUCUGGAAAUGUAUUUAUUGUGCUGCAUUCUUGUAG
This is a messenger RNA of Dentiscutata heterogama, 183 nucleotides long. NCBI's taxonomy places the organism in Eukaryota, Fungi, Glomeromycota, Glomeromycetes, Diversisporales, Gigasporaceae. The record is from the annotation of a GenBank genome assembly.